Messenger RNA from Cornus florida, 776 nucleotides. RefSeq names its product protein PLASTID TRANSCRIPTIONALLY ACTIVE 7. Lineage: Eukaryota; Viridiplantae; Streptophyta; Magnoliopsida; Cornales; Cornaceae. The transcript has 4 exons. The record is from RefSeq and is a predicted model, not a curated record. Gene Ontology annotation, cellular component: plastid-encoded plastid RNA polymerase complex. Gene Ontology annotation, biological process: plastid transcription. The coding region runs from base 82 to 594 and encodes 170 amino acids.
AUCGCACUGCGGAUAUUUUGGGAAGAAAAGUGAACGAAUUUGGAUAAAGGAAUAGCUCAGACGUUACAGUUUGAAGGACAAAUGAACGCAGCAAUGGCUUUGACGACUCUGACCAGCUGCUCAUUUCCUUUGCAUUCACCUAGGAUUGAAGUGAAAGCUGAGAAUUCAUGGAGUUCAAUCGUCUCUAUUAGGUCACAGAAGAGGUCACAGUCGCAAAAUGGUGAUCUUCAUGGUCGACGGCGAGUAUGGAGGCGAAGAAAAUUGACGAAGAAGGAUGACAUGCUGCAGUACAAAUUGGAACGGGUUCCUUUCCUUGAGGAGCAGGUGAGGAAGAUAAGGGACGGGGGAAAGCUCUUGACCAUGGAUAUACACAGACUAUUGCUGUCGGAGGAUAACCGAUUUGAUUUUGUGAAUGAAGUGGCAGCCGAGGCAAAAGAAUAUGUCGAGAACAAUAGAGACGAGUAUGGUGCAAAGAAAGCCAUCCUUCAUGUGCUGAGCAAUCGUAUAAAUGAUGCUGGGUUUUAUCGCCCAGAGGCAUACUUGGAAGCUGACCCCUUCAAGCCUGGUCCUGGAUAUCUAAGAGAAGAACUUUGAAAGGUCAUGUAUAAUUUUGUAAUGUAAAACUAUUUUUUUUUUUUUUUUUUUCUGAUUGGAAUAGAAACAUAACAUUCAUGUAGCCAACCCAGGUGGUUGGAGAAAAAAAAGCUUUCUAGCUUUUUUUGAAAAAGUAUUUGCAUGAAAUAAAUAUUGAGGUUGGAUUGAUUUGCCAACCAACA